Messenger RNA from Phaedon cochleariae (mustard beetle), 1560 nucleotides. The record is from the annotation of a GenBank genome assembly. NCBI's taxonomy places the organism in Eukaryota, Metazoa, Arthropoda, Insecta, Coleoptera, Chrysomelidae.
AAAUAAUAAUUUAUUGAUCUUUCGAGCCAAUCAGAUUAAAGUCACUCCCUCUUUACUGAACUUAUAAAUUCUCUGCAAAUUCUCAUCAACGUCAUUUUUGUCUCUCAAUUCGGUCCUUAGAUAUCAACCUGCUUCGUUCUCAAGUGACCAGUGAAUUCGUUUUACAAAGAUGGAAGAGAACAAUGCUACGAUGUCUAUAACGAGGCGAUGUGUGAUAGCCGUCUUAUGUGAAAGGACCAGUUUGUUUCUUCUCGUUACUGGAUACACUCUCCUGGGAGCCAUCAUUUUCAAGGCGAUAGAAGGAGGGGAGCCUCACGAUGUACCUGUUGAUUUCAAGAAAAGCAGAGAGGAUUGCUUGAAAGAGCUAUGGAUGAUAACAGAACGCCUGAAUGUUUUGUACGAAAAAAACUGGACCAAGCUGGUCACGGAACAAUUGAAGAGGUUCGAAAGAUCGAUAGUGGAAUCUGGUAGAAAUGAGGGUCCCUUCAGUGCAUCUAGAACACCCUGGACAUUUUGCAGUGCCCUUUUGUACUCCAUUACUUUGCUGACUACAGUAGGUUACAGCAAACUGUCCCCAAAAACGGUGCUGGGCAAAAUAUCCUCGAUGGUAUACGCCGUGGUGGGGGUUCCUUUGAUGCUGAUCCUGCUGUCGGCCCUGGGAGGCUUCUUGGCCAAAGAGGCCCAGCGGGGCUACUCGAGGAUGUGCUGCCAUCGCAAGGAGGGCGCGCUGAAGAGGUCCUCGUCCUCUGUGGGGUACCGCAAGGCUCCUACCAGCCCGACGGGGAGAUUGCGGUGUAGGUCGCACGAUGAUUCAGCAUCGAUACAAAUCGCCUUCCCCCCCGCUACCCCCAAUCACAUCACCAAACCUACCCUCAACCACCACGGCUCGCCGGCCCACCCCAGCCACCAGGACGUCCCGAGACGAGCCCUAUUGGCCCACGCCGACCACCAGGACGUCCCGAGACGGGCCCUAUUGGCCACGGUGAGACGGGGAAGAGGGGGCAAGACGCCGGUCGAAGCGACGCCUUGUCCGACGCAUUCUUGCCACGGGACGCCGCAGCGGGGAGGCAGAGGGGUAGUGUGUGAGGCGGACGAGGCUGAGGAUACUGAUGAGGGCGAGCUGGUGAUAUGUCCGGCGCACGACACCCCCUCCCGCAUCCCUCUGAUCUGGCGACCGCCCGAACCGACUCCAUCUUCCCCCACGAAGCCAUCUUCCGCCGACGCGCCAACACUGCCCGCCCUCCUCGUGCUCGUCAUCUUCGUCGCGUACGUCUGCGCAGGCGCCCUGCUGCUCUGUCGCACCGGCGAUUGGUCCUUCCUCGACGCCGUCUUCUUUUGCUUCACGGCGCUGUCGACGAUCGGCGUGGGGGAGGGGGUGCCCGGAGAGGGGAUGACGGAGUUCCAAGGUCAGGUGCAGGUGAUCGCGUGUUGCGCGUAUGUGUUCGUGGGGCUGGUGGUGGUGGCGAUGUGUUUCAGUUUGGUUUAUGAGGAGAUCGCGAUGAGGUAUCGGCAGAUUGCCAGGAAUGUGGGGAUACUGAGACAAUAGACUCUUUCAAAAUG